Rhinolophus ferrumequinum (greater horseshoe bat) is the source of this 3413-nucleotide messenger RNA. RefSeq names its product developing brain homeobox 2 (gene DBX2). The coding region runs from base 13 to 1050 and encodes 345 amino acids. Gene Ontology annotation, biological process: regulation of transcription by RNA polymerase II. The record is from RefSeq and is a predicted model, not a curated record. The transcript is spliced from 4 exons. Gene Ontology annotation, molecular function: DNA binding; DNA-binding transcription factor activity, RNA polymerase II-specific. NCBI's taxonomy places the organism in Eukaryota, Metazoa, Chordata, Mammalia, Chiroptera, Rhinolophidae.
CCCACCCGCACGAUGCUCCCCAGCGCCGUGGCGGCCCACGCCGGGGCGUACUGGGACGUGGUGGCUUCCUCUGCGCUCCUCAACUUCCCCGCAGCGCCGGGAUUCGGCAACCUGGGCAAGAGUUUCCUGAUCGAGAACUUGCUGCGGGCUGGGGGCGCCCCGCCGCCCGGGCUGCAGCCUCCCGCGCCCCACGGCCCGGUGGCCGCUUUAGCCACCGCCACCGCCGCCACCACCGCGGGCGCGCAGGUUCGGCCCCUGCCUGCCAGCCCCGUUCCCCUGAAGCUGUGCCCGGCCGCCGAACAAGUUAGCCCCGGCGGGGCGCCCUACGGCACGCGGUGGGCUUUUCAAGUGCUCAGCCCCUCGGCGGACGGCGUAAGGCUGCCAGGCCGGGUUCCGGGGGACCGAGACUGUACCUUCCAGCCUUCAGCCCCAGCACCUUCCAAACCUUUCUUCCUGAGUGCCCCACCAUUCUACUCGGCCUGCUGUGGUGGGUCCUGUCGGCGCCCUGCAUCCCCCACUGCUUUUCCAAGAGAAGAGAGCGUGCUGCCUCUCCUGACACAAGACUCUAAUUCCAAAGCUCGGAGGGGUAUUUUGAGAAGAGCCGUAUUUUCUGAGGACCAGAGAAAGGCUCUGGAGAAAAUGUUUCAGAAGCAGAAAUAUAUCAGCAAAACAGACCGAAAGAAACUUGCCAUCAACUUGGGACUAAAGGAAUCACAGGUGAAAAUUUGGUUUCAGAACAGAAGGAUGAAAUGGCGGAAUUCCAAAGAAAAGGAAGUGCUUUCCAACAGAUGUAUCCAAGAAGUAGGUCUUCAAGAGGAUUCCCUCUCUCGAUCUGCUCUGGGUUUCCCUUCUCCAUGUCCUUCACUCUGGGAAGUCUCCCAACAGCACUCAAGUCCAAGAUGGAGGGAGAAUUCACCAGAACCUCCAGAAAGACUAAUCCACGAGAGUUCAGGGGCACAGCCUUCAGAAGCAAAUUCACUACAAGGUGCCCUGUAUUUGUGUUCUGAAGAAGAACCUGGAGACAAGGGUGUACUUACUGCGGCCAUCUGAAUGGAAGCAUUCCUCCAUGUUAAUUUAAAAGAACACUUAACUAAUGUUUAGACUGUAAAGCCGGCUAGCUUGUGCCUCAUCAGUGCCUAAAACUAAUGGAGUGAUGCAUGAACUAAUGCUUUAGGAAACCCUCCCCAGUGUUCUCUUAUUUGGGUCCUAGACUCAGACUUAAUUUGUAAGUGGAAUAGAAUCGUCCAGAAGGAACUGAAAAGAAUGAGAGAAACAGUUGGCUCAGUCUCUGCUCUAAGUAUGUGUAUAUAUGUGUGUGUCUCUAUGUGUGUGUAUAUAUAUAAAUAUUCAUUAAAAUACAUUAAGAGAAACUAGUUUCUCUUUAAAUAUUGCAUUGAACAAAUUCAUUUCCUUUUAUAUGAAGAAAAACCAACCAUUAAUUUUUUAAAAUGUAAAAUGAAUACAAAUUUUGAUACCAUAAGAACAUGUUUCAAGAAAUCCUCUAUUUUCUAGUUUUUCAGUAUCCAGCAGUAAAUAAGUUUUAACAACUCAGCAGUCCUAAUCAAAUGAGCCACUGAUUACACUGAAAUUAUAAUAUAUAUUUAAAUUUAAUGCAACAAAUAAACUAGGAGAAUUUCUGAAUGUAACUAUUAGUAUCCAUAAUUUCCAAGCCUCUGGACUUUAUCAGGCCAUCAGUGACGGAGGUACCCAUUUAAUUAGUGAUUAUCUUUUAAUCUCUUCUCUGUAAGGAUGGGCCUUAAUCAGGGUUUGCAAAGUAAAAUGUCAUUAAGGGCCUGUCAGGUAAGAAAAGGGCAUGGCCCACCUAAAGAUAUUUAAGUUUAAUAAUUUUUAAAAUAUUGUAUUUGCCAAACAAGACAUCUGUGCCAAGCAGUUUGUAACCUCUGGCCAAGACUUAAAGAAGUGUCACAAUUCUUUAAAUGUUCCCAACUGGACUUUAAAACAUGAUACCGGUGGAAUCUAUAGUGAUUUCUGUUUGCAUUUCUAGUUAUAGACUCAAUUUUCCACUUAGGUGGUAUAUACUAUAUAUAUUAGGUUAUUUUUAUGUAUUAACAAAUACCAUACAGAUGUUUUAUGUUUUUUUGAGUCUCUGAAAUGGUAUUAUUAUAAAAUUGCAUUUCUGGUAACGAUUUGCUUAAUCUAGAAAUUUUUAUUCCUGGUCCAAGAAAAAAAUUAUGCUUCAUUUUGAAGGAAAUGAGGCAGAAAAAGGAAAUGAUGUGGUUUUGAACUAGGUUAUUACUAAUCUGUGGACAAGAAACAUUAUUAGAAGUUCAUGAUGUGGAAUUUUGCUGGUGAGAAAGCUACAUAAAGAGAGUGGCUUCUAAUUUGCUUAUGUUCUUAGCUAUAGACUUUGAGGGUUUAGGAUUUAGAAAAGAUAAUAUUUUACCACUAUGCUAUACACCUGAAACUAAUAUAAUAUUGAAUGUCAACUGUAAUUGAAAGAUAAAAAAAAAGUGUAAGAAAAGAAAAGUCAGUAUUUCUGAAGAUAAUAGUUUUAGUCAGCAUCAGGAAAUUAUUUUAUAUGAAUAGAAUUUGAAUUGGUGUGUGCCAGCCUAUCUUUAUCACAAGAUCUUUUAUUUAAAAGUCAUCUCAGAGGAAGCUUGUCUCAGUGCCUCUUUGUGGGAAGUAGAGGUAGGGAUCUGCUGACAACAAUUUAACUUUUAAAACUUGAAAAAGAUUUUUCUUUAUUUUUCAAUUACAGUUAACAUAUGGUAGUAUAUUAGUUUCAGAUGUACAUCAGUGAUGAGACAUUUAGAUAACUUACGAAGUGACAACUUCUGAAGUGAUCACCCCGAAAAAUGAUUUAUAGUGUGGCUUCUUUUCUUUGUUUGAUGUUAACCUCAUUUACAUUUAUUGGGUCCUUUCUAUGUGCUAGAGACUGUGCUAAGCCUUUAGGGUAGGUUACCUCAUUUAAUCCUAGUGACAAUAACCUUAUAAGGUAGGUACUAUUGCUGUCAGGAUUCCUGUUACCCAGACAAGGGACCUGAGGCUGUGUGGUUAGGGUGAUUGCCCAUGGUCAUGAGGUUAAUAUUAACCAAUGGGAUUUGGACCCUGGCAGUCAAGUUUCAAAUCUUGAAAUCUUACCAACCAUGUGGGGGUGUAUACCACUGUGGAAUGUAUUCACCCAGCAAUGGGAUGCAUUGUUAUGACAUACAUUUGGGGGAUUGCCAUGAGAUUUAUUAAAGAAAUUCAGAAGCACAUUAUACUUUACAAUCUCUUAUUUGGGGAAUGGUUUUCUCUUAAGUAGUCUUUUAAUUUUGAAGUUUAGGAAAGUAAAGAAUUGCAAAAGCCCUUAUGACGCUUCCACAGAGAAUGACCCCAUAGGAGUGUUUAAGUGUGAAAUGGAAAUGUAUUUUUUGAUCAUUCACUGCUAAAAAUCAUAAAGUACUUAUUGA